AUGGACAACACAGAUAUCCUGGCAGUACAUUCAAUACUGCAUUUAAUUUACCAUCGCAAUAAAAAUCAACACCACAGGGCCAAGUGGUGGAAAUGGCUCUCGGCGCUGAAACGCACCACCUUAGAUCUAGGGUCGAUCGACUCAGCCAAAGCGGCAGCCUGUCGACAGCAUCUGGCCUCACAUCUCAUUCCAAGAUGUUACAUGGCGUUCUCCACCGUGGUCGCCGACAAUCAGUUCGCUACACUUGGCGUCGUAUUAAUCGCCGCUCUAGCACGGCUUGUCAAGGCAACUGGUAUUGAGCGUGAAAUGGCUAUUCGAGUGCAGCCAACGACUAAGAAAGUCACGCCGGUCGUAUCGGCGACAGAGGACCAUGGCGAGCGCAUCAGUCGGGAUGGAUCCGAUGCACUAUCGGGCCCUACCAAGGCCCCUCUCCCAAAAGCAGUAUUCAAAUCGAACGAUAGUAAACCCAGCGCGAAACAUACGAAAAAAACCAGCAAACGGAAAAAGGAUUCCAUAGAUGACUUAUUCAGCGGUCUCAUAUGA
Messenger RNA from Penicillium maclennaniae, 543 nucleotides. RefSeq lists its product as uncharacterized. Gene Ontology annotation, cellular component: ribonuclease MRP complex. The record is from RefSeq and is a predicted model, not a curated record. Gene Ontology annotation, molecular function: rRNA primary transcript binding. Gene Ontology annotation, biological process: maturation of 5.8S rRNA from tricistronic rRNA transcript (SSU-rRNA, 5.8S rRNA, LSU-rRNA); nuclear-transcribed mRNA catabolic process, RNase MRP-dependent. The transcript has 2 exons. Lineage: Eukaryota; Fungi; Ascomycota; Eurotiomycetes; Eurotiales; Aspergillaceae. Bases 1 to 543 code for a protein of 180 amino acids.